Messenger RNA from Eurytemora carolleeae, 899 nucleotides. It is a transcript of the gene Rack1, whose product is annotated as guanine nucleotide-binding protein subunit beta-like protein. Gene Ontology annotation, cellular component: cytosol; nucleus. The record is from RefSeq and is a predicted model, not a curated record. Gene Ontology annotation, molecular function: ribosome binding; protein kinase C binding; translation regulator activity. The transcript is spliced from 9 exons. Lineage: Eukaryota; Metazoa; Arthropoda; Copepoda; Calanoida; Temoridae. Gene Ontology annotation, biological process: rescue of stalled cytosolic ribosome; positive regulation of protein phosphorylation.
CGACCGGGUCUAAGUCUUAAUCUUUCUAAAGGUUAAAUUAUUUCAGAAGAACUUGAGAAAUGUCAGAAACUCUUCAACUGAGAGGCACCCUACGAGGGCACAAUGGGUGGGUUACCCAGAUCACCACCAACCCCAAGUACCCCGAGAUGAUCCUGUCCGCAUCCAGGGACAAAUCCCUCAUCGUCUGGAAGCUCACCAGGGACGAUAGCGAUAACUACGGAUUCCCCCAGAAGCGUCUCCAUGGACACGGACACUUCGUCAGUGACGUUGUUCUCUCAUCCGAUGGACACUUUGCUCUUUCAGGAUCUUGGGAUAAGACCCUAAGACUGUGGGAUCUUGCCACCGGAAAGACCACCCGUAGGUUCGAGGACCACACCAAGGACGUUAUGUCCGUCGCUUUCUCUGCCGACAACAGGCAGAUCGUCUCCGGAUCCCGGGACAAGACCAUCAAGCUGUGGAACACCCUUGCCCAGUGCAAGUACACCAUCCAGGAAGAAGGACACAGUGACUGGGUUAGCUGCGUGAGGUUCUCCCCCAACAACCAGAACCCCAUCAUUGUCUCAGCAGGAUGGGACAAAUACUUCCUAAACCUCAAAUCUGAACUUAUGCAUAAAAGAUUCCAAAGAGUGUGUUUUACAAGACCCCUACUUUUCCCUGAUGCUCAAAAAGCUAUGCUAUGGGAUCUGAAUGAUGGCAAGCAUCUGUAUACCUUGGAUCACGCUGAUUCCAUCAAUGCACUGUGCUUCUCACCAAACAGGUACUGGCUGUGCGCUGCUACCGGACCCACCAUUAAGAUCUGGGAUCUCGAGAGCAAGAAUAUGGUUGAGGAGCUCAGGCCUGAGGUAGGAUCUUAGGAUACCAACAGGGGUAUCUCUCUCUUUCCCCUCCCCCGAGCAUGA